This is a messenger RNA of Solanum stenotomum, 1758 nucleotides long. RefSeq names its product lariat debranching enzyme. NCBI's taxonomy places the organism in Eukaryota, Viridiplantae, Streptophyta, Magnoliopsida, Solanales, Solanaceae. The record is from RefSeq and is a predicted model, not a curated record. Gene Ontology annotation, biological process: mRNA splicing, via spliceosome. Gene Ontology annotation, molecular function: RNA lariat debranching enzyme activity. The transcript is spliced from 12 exons. The coding region runs from base 443 to 1699 and encodes 418 amino acids. Gene Ontology annotation, cellular component: nucleus.
AGAACCAAAACCCUAAGCCAUCCUUCUUUCAUCUUCCUCUCAUCUCCUCCUCCCCUAUCUCUCCCUCUCCUCUAUUCUCCUAGCAGCUCAGGCGAAGCAGCGAACGGCGCCGGGACCAGCUCCGACCGGCGAGCCUCUUUCUCUCUUCUCCUCCGCUCCAGUGAGGACGACAACAACAAACAGCAGCUCCAGCUGCUCUGACCAGCGAGCGGCGAGCAGCCAACUCCGGCGAAGGCAAGGUAAUCACCGGCGAACCCCAUCGAAGACGAAAACAACAACAGCGGGACCGUCGCAUCUCCAUUCCUCUCCUCUUUGGCGAAGUUCUAGUAAUCCAGGUUUGUGAAAUAAAUUUCGGCCCUUUACAUCGGAGGAAUUUUUUCCCAACAAUUCUCUGCCAUUGCCUCUACCAUAUCCGGGCAACUUCGCUGUACCAAACAACAAGAUGAGGAUAGCUGUAGAAGGGUGUAUGCACGGAGACUUGGAUAAUGUUUAUGCCACCUUAUUGCAUUUGCAAGAAGUUCAAAAUAUAAAAAUUGAUCUCCUUUUAUGCUGCGGUGACUUUCAGGCUGUUAGGAAUGAGAAGGAUCUGGAAAGCUUAAAUGUGCCACCUAAAUUCCGGAGCAUGAACUCUUUCUGGAAGUAUUACUCAGGAGAGAAAGUAGCACCGUUUCCAACUAUAUUUAUUGGAGGAAACCACGAAGCAUCCAAUUACCUUUGGGAACUGUACUAUGGAGGAUGGGCAGCACCUCAGAUAUACUUCCUUGGAUUUGCUGGAGUAAUCAAGUUUGGCAACAUUCGUAUUGGUGGCCUUUCUGGAAUUUAUAAAUCACACCAUUACAAUAUGGGGCACUAUGAGAAGCUACCUUAUAGUGAACAGGAUAUUCGAUCGAUAUAUCAUGUUCGCGAGUAUGAUGUCCACAAGCUCUUGCAAAUUGAGGAACCAAUUGAUAUCUUUCUUUCACAUGACUGGCCUGUUGGCAUCACCGCCGGUGGGGACUUGAAAGCUCUUCUUCGUCAAAAACCUUUCUUUGAGCAAGAGAUUCAGGAAGGAACUCUGGGAAGCAAACCUGCUGCAGAAUUACUGGGAAAGUUGAGGCCUCCUUACUGGUUUUCUGCACAUCUGCACUGCAAAUUUGCUGCUUUAGUUCAGCAUGAGAAGGAUGGUCAUUCCACUAAGUUUCUUGCUCUAGAUAAGUGCCUCCCUGGUAGAAACUUUUUGCAGGUUAUUGAAAUUGAGUCCGGACCAGGACCACAUGAACUUCAACUUGAUGAAGAAUGGUUGGCUAUCACAAGAAAGUAUAAUGCUGUCUUGCCCUUGACAAUCAGGAAUGCGAACUAUAAUAAUGUACAUCUCGGCAUAGAACAGUGCCGCCAGUUUGUAAGAAAUAGGCUGCAGACAAGAGGAUCCAAGCCGUUUGAAUUUGUUCAGACUGCACCACGCUACAAACCUUCUCAACCUGUAGCUGACGGUGUCUUCCAUGGUUUCUAUAAAAACCCUCAGACAGAAGCUCUUCUACAGUUUCUGGAACUUGAGUAUCUUCUCAAUAAAAUGCCAGAAUCAAGGAAGCUUGCUGCAAGUCAAGCCCCAUUAAUUUCAGGAUGUUCCUUCGAUUACCUCGGUGAAGAUAUACCCAUAGAUGAUAUAGAUGAUACAGAGGAUUUCAAAGAGGUUGACCUGGAAUAUGCUCAAGAAAGAUGAAUCUUAAGCUCAAAUCUUGUUGCAGGGAUUGAUUGGCUUUAAGGAUCGUUGAUUGUGCC